Messenger RNA from Funneliformis caledonium, 124 nucleotides. The record is from the annotation of a GenBank genome assembly. NCBI's taxonomy places the organism in Eukaryota, Fungi, Glomeromycota, Glomeromycetes, Glomerales, Glomeraceae.
AGAUGAAAAUGAAGGCUAUAGAUUUGAAAAUAAUGAAACAUUAGACAAAAGUGGUAUUGCAGCAAUUAUUAGACAAAUGAGUGACUCAUUUAAGGGAAUUGCUAAAGAAAUCAGGGACGCUUGA